AUGGUUUCGAUUCUCCUGAGCAGAGCCGGCUACCCGUGGACCUUCGUUGUCACCCACAACGACGCCCAGAACCAGCUCUUCGACACGUUCCCUGUUAUGCUCUCGAACGCCCUGAACAUUACCCAGUCGUCUAUCAAGACGUACGGUCUCAAGGUCUACGAGCCGGUCGGCUGGGACGGUAACAGCGCGACUCUUGGCACGCAGUGGAUUGGUUACGUCCCCUCGGACCAGUACCCGACCCUGCAGUCCUACAUUGCCACUCCAUCCUCGCCCCUUUACAACCAGCCUGGUCUCUCUGGACAGCUCGCUACCCAGAUUGACUCGACGUACCCGAUUGACAGCGCCUCUAACGCCAAGUCCAACCCUGCUGGCAGCUCUGCCGAGCAGAAGAAGGCCAGCUCCAAGAAGCGUGACAUCAUCAUCGGUGUCUGCGUGGGUGUUGGUGGCCUGCUCUGGAUUCUCGUCGUCGUCUGGAUCUACAAGCGCGUCAAGCGUGCAAAUGAGCGUGCUGUUAACAAGCGCCUCUCCGAGCACAUGUCCAUGUUCUCUGGCCGCUCGGGCGACAACCCCUUCAGCGACGACCGCCGUCACUCUGGUGCCCCGUCCAUUGCGGCCUCGGAGAUUGACGACCGUCCAUCGUCGUUCUACGCCUCGCCCCUCGACAACUACCCGGCCAUGCGCCACCGCCAGGUCGAGUCGUUCUACACCGACCAGGCAGGUGUGGGAGACACGUCGCCUACCCAGGCCUCGUAUGUUCACUCUGUGUUCGGAACGUCCUGGUUCCAGAACUAUGGAGCGACUACUCAGGCGGGUGGCACGGCUGUGGCCGCUACUCGCAUGAGCCAGAACCCCUUCGACGACAUGUACUCUCGCACGUCGCCAACUUCGCCUCGUAUGUCUCAGCGCCCUCAGCGUCGGUCUGUGCAGAAGGCCAUGAUCUCGCAACCGACGCUCCAGGCCAACUCUCUCGAGUUCAACGAGUACCGCUAG
Messenger RNA from Vanrija pseudolonga, 990 nucleotides. RefSeq lists its product as uncharacterized. Gene Ontology annotation, molecular function: osmosensor activity. NCBI's taxonomy places the organism in Eukaryota, Fungi, Basidiomycota, Tremellomycetes, Trichosporonales, Trichosporonaceae. Gene Ontology annotation, cellular component: site of polarized growth; cell surface; extracellular region. The record is from RefSeq and is a predicted model, not a curated record. Gene Ontology annotation, biological process: fungal-type cell wall organization; establishment of cell polarity; osmosensory signaling pathway via Sho1 osmosensor. The transcript has a single exon. The coding region runs from base 1 to 990 and encodes 329 amino acids.